This is a messenger RNA of Puma concolor (puma), 1011 nucleotides long. RefSeq names its product family with sequence similarity 50 member B (gene FAM50B). Gene Ontology annotation, cellular component: nucleus. The record is from RefSeq and is a predicted model, not a curated record. Gene Ontology annotation, biological process: chromatin organization. Lineage: Eukaryota; Metazoa; Chordata; Mammalia; Carnivora; Felidae.
AUGGCGCAGUACAAGGGCACGAUGCGGGAGGCCGGCCGGGCCAUGCACCUGAUCAAGAAGCGGGAAAAGCAGAAGGAGCAGAUGGAGGUGCUGAAGCAGCGGAUCGCCGAGGAGACCCUCAUCAAGUCGAAGGUGGACAAGAAAUUCUCGGCUCAUUACGACGCCGUGGAGGCCGAGCUGAAGUCGAGCACGGUGGGCCUGGUGACCUUGAACGACAUGAAGGCCAAGCAGGAGGCCCUGCUCAAGGAGCGGGAGAUGCAGCUGGCCAAGAGGGAGCAGCUGGAGGCGCGGCGGCUGCAGCUGGAGGCACUGCGGGAGAAGGAGCGUAAGCAGGAGCAGAAGCGCAAGAUCUGCAGCCUGUCCUUCACGCUCGACGAGGGCGACGAGGGCAACGUGGAUGAGGAGGUGGCGGCUAGGGAGCAGCCCACGCCGGCGGGGCUGAGCAAGAAGACGAACCUGGGGAAGAAUCCAGAUGUGGACACGAGCUUCCUGCCUGACCGCGACCGCGAAGAGGAGGAGAACCGGCUGCGGGAGCAGCUGCGGCAGGAGUGGGAGGCCAGGCGCGAGAAGGUGAAGCGCGAGGAGAUGGAGGUCACGUUCAGCUACUGGGACGGCUCCGGGCACCGGCGCACCGUGCGCAUCCACAAGGGUGGCACCGUGCAGCAGUUCCUGAAGAGGGCCCUGCAGGGGCUGCGAAAGGACUUCCGUGAGCUGCGGUCGGCGGGCGUGGAGCAGCUCAUGUACAUCAAGGAGGACCUGAUCCUGCCCCACUACCACACCUUCUACGACUUCAUCGUCACCAAGGCCCGGGGCAAGAGUGGGCCGCUCUUCAACUUCGACGUGCACGAUGACGUGCGGCUGCUGAGCGACGCCACCAUGGAAAAGGAUGAGUCACACGCGGGCAAGGUGGUGCUGCGGAGCUGGUACGAGAAGAACAAGCACAUCUUCCCCGCGAGCCGCUGGGAACCCUACGACCCUGAAAAGAAGUGGGACAAGUACACGAUCCGAUGA